AUGGCUCCCCAGAAGCUUCUACGAAACCCAAGCCGGAAGCCAGCUUCAUCCUCGUCGGUAUCCAACACUCAGCGGCUGGCCAGACUGUCUGGAUCCGCUCGGAAGGCCGGCUACGUCCCCGCCUGCGAACCAUGUCGAAAGCGCAAGAAAAAGUGUGACCGGAGUCGACCAACUUGUAUAAAGUGUACAGAGCGUGACUUGCGAUGCGAGUACCUCGAUGGACCUGCUGCACCGGCUAGUUCGGUGCAGCUUCAGAGACUGCAGAGGCUGAGCCAAGAUCCAAGCGCCCUUUCUGAACUCUUGGCGACGCUUCCCUAUUUCGAGGCCCUCGAGCUGUUUGACUUGUUUCGAAAGAUGCCCAGAGACACAUACACUGCCGCUCAGUCGAUGAAUACCCCGGAAACUUCCUCGCCAAGGUCACCUCCUUCCUGGACGCCUUUGGCUGCGCAAUGUCCCUCACCUAUGCAUUAUACUCUCGUUGGGAGUCUUUUACCGCCAGCGUCAAGUCCAAUGGAACAAGAGCUCAUGGUCCGACACCCUAUCGCGUAUCCAGUUCUGAUGCCCAUCGCUGUCAACUCGCUUCCUCUUGAGGCGCUCCUCAUUCCUCGGAACCCCGAGGGGCUGGGAGACCGUCUCUCACUCAACGACACCGCUCACUCAGAACUGUCUGAUACAGCCAAGAAGAAAGUUGACAUCAGUGAUGAAGCUGAUGAUUGGUACAAAAGUCUGUUAUUCUUGGAGAAAUCACAUAUCGAUCUUCUGCGCCAGGUUGAUGUAUCCAAGUGGACAGACUUACCGAUCCCCAAUGAAUUUGCUAUUCGGGUGAUCGCGCUGUAUCUUAAUAAUGAUUAUCCAGUUCUUCCUCUUUUCAACGUAGACCUGUUUCUUCAAGACCUAGCCCAAAAUCGACCAUAUUUCUGUUCUCGGCUGCUGGUAUCAGCCCUUUUUGCAUGGGGUUGUCAAGCUUAUACUUCCAUGCACCCCAAAGCAGCUUCCUGGGGUUCGCUCUUUUAUCUCGACGCCCAAGCGCAGUGGAACCAGCUGGAUCGCCGCGAAAUCGUUACGUUAUGCAACAUAUCUGCAUCGCAACUCAUGACCAUGGCAUCUGUGACACGUGGGCGGGACGAAUUGGCAUUUGUGUUUCACAGAGCGGGAGUCGAGAUUGGGAGAGCAAUGGGUCUUUUGAAUGUUGACCCCCAAUCGCAGUCUGCAGCAGCAUGGGCUCAUGGAUAUCCGGAUUGGCAGAAAGCUGCUUCAUAUACAGCGUGGGGCAUUUUCAAUUGGUCUUGCGUUUUCGCUCUUCAUUAUCAUAAAAUCGAAGUUGAAAUCCCACCCGGACUCUUGAAACCUGGAGAUAUUGACAUUGCUCUCGCCGCCGAAGAUGGGGUCUCCGUUUCGCUGAAUGAGAGCACCGAGAUAUUUCGUGUCAUGUGCAAACUCUGGACAAUCUUUGUUGUUAUAGCCAGGAUAUACUAUGGCCCAGACGUAGAGGGAUUCUUGAAUCAGACGGAAGCUCUCGAGUACGUAGAGGGCACUUACCGCCAACUCCUCACUUGGGCAGAUGAGUUGCCGUUGAGAUUGGUUCGACAAGCUGGUAGCAGCCAUGCCGUUUUUCUCAUGCAUACAUACUACCACGCCAUAAUCAUGGACCUUUUUCGUCCCUUCCUGCACCGGCCGGAUCGCGCCUCCACGCCAUUGCGAACAUUUGCCGCAGAACGCGCAACUCCUCAAACGGUAUACCACGUUUCCAUCCGUCAAAUGAAACGUCUACUCCUCUCAUAUCGUCUCGAAUUCCAUCUCGAAGCUCUCUCGGUCAUAUGGCAGACGGGUGUGAUAUACGUCGCCAACGCCACGAUGCGCGCCGACUACCAUAACAAAGACGAGAUGCAAUUCUUUCUGAAUUUGUGUGUUGCCGGACUUGAAGAGCUCUUCAUGUCGUACAAGGUAUUCGGGGCAAUAGCCAAGGGCGUUAUGAGUAUGGCUAUCCGGCAGGGAAGUAUAGAGCAGACGCAGGUGAGGCGUGUGAGGAGGAGGUUGAAGGAAACUGAGAAGCUGUUUGUGGUUGAUGAUUCCAGUACAGACGAGACGAUGGCCAAGUGGAUGAUCGAUUUGGAUCUGGCGGUUACCAACUCUGUUGAGGCACAGGGUGGUAAACUGGCGAGAGAGUUUGAUGAGAUGAUUGAGCUGCAUGACGAUGACGAGUGA
Molecule: messenger RNA, 2205 nt
Organism: Fusarium pseudograminearum CS3096
Lineage: Eukaryota; Fungi; Ascomycota; Sordariomycetes; Hypocreales; Nectriaceae
Exons: 5
Coding region: 1-2205 (734 amino acids)
Biological process (GO): regulation of DNA-templated transcription
Molecular function (GO): zinc ion binding; DNA-binding transcription factor activity, RNA polymerase II-specific
Source: RefSeq, a predicted model, not a curated record